UGGCGCCGUCUGGGGAGCACGGUCCCGCGGCUGGCGCGCGCGCAUGGUGGCUGCUCCUCUCGGAGCGCAGCCGACCCGCUGACCCGGGCUCCGUUUCCCCUGCUAAGCGCGCCCCGGCGGCCGGCUGGAGGCCGAAACAGCAGCAGCAUUAGCAGCAGCAGCAGUAGCAGCAGCAGCAGCAGCAGCGGCCGCGGCUGCUCCGCCGCCGCCGUCUCUGCGAGAGCAUGGAGUGCGCCCUGGACGCCCAGAGCUUGAUCAGCAUCUCCCUGCGCAAGAUCCACAGCUCCCGGACCCAGCGCGGCGGCAUCAAGCUGCACAAGAACCUCCUGGUGUCCUACGUGCUCCGCAACGCGCGCCAGCUCUACCUGAGCGAGCGUUACGCCGAGCUAUAUCGGCGCCAGCAGCAGCAACAGCAGCAGCCGCCCCACCACCAGCACCAGCACCAGCACCUCGCGUACGCCGCGCGGGCUGCCCCUCAAGCCGCUGCCGCUGCCUCCCCUCCCUCCUCCCCGGCCCCCGCCUCCUCCCCCGGCUUCUACCGGAGCGCGUACCCGGCCCCCUCGGACUUCGGCGUGCACUGCAGUAGCCAGACCACCGUGCUGGACCUGGACACUCACGUGGUGACCACGGUGGAGAACGGCUACUUGCACCAGGACUGCUGCGCCUCCGCCCACUGCCCCUGCUGUGGCCAGGGAGCUCCGGGACCCGGCCUGGCGUCCGCCGCCGGCUGCAAGCGCAAGUAUUACCCUGGCCAGGAGGAAGACGACGACGACGACGAGGACGCGGGCGACCUGGGGGCCGAGCCCCCCGGGGGCGCCCCGUUCGCCCCCUGCAAGCGCGCUCGCUUCGAGGACUUCUGCCCGGACUCGUCCCCGGACGCGUCCAACAUCUCAAACUUGAUCUCCAUCUUUGGCUCGGGCUUCUCGGGGCUGGUGAGCCGACAGCCGGACUCCUCCGAGCAGCCGCCGCCGCUCAACGGGCAGCUGUGCGCCAAGCAGGCGCUCGCCAGCCUCGGCGCCUGGACUCGAGCCAUUGUCGCCUUCUAGGGACCCCUGAGGGCACGGGGACCCGGGGCCCCGUGGGGCUAGGGCCAGACAAAGACUCGGCCAAGGGGCGAGAGGAGGGAAGAAACGGGCGCCCGGCCACUCGGGGCUGCGCUGGGGGCGAGCAGUGGGAGGCGGCCGAUGUUUUAUAAAUUGUAAAAUAAAAAAAAGAAAUCUAA
Pteropus alecto (black flying fox) is the source of this 1222-nucleotide messenger RNA. RefSeq names its product immediate early response 5 like (gene IER5L). The record is from RefSeq and is a predicted model, not a curated record. The coding region runs from base 225 to 1046 and encodes 273 amino acids. The transcript is spliced from 2 exons. Lineage: Eukaryota; Metazoa; Chordata; Mammalia; Chiroptera; Pteropodidae.